This is a messenger RNA of Bombyx mandarina (wild silkworm), 1155 nucleotides long. RefSeq names its product WD repeat domain-containing protein 83. Gene Ontology annotation, biological process: mRNA splicing, via spliceosome. Gene Ontology annotation, cellular component: catalytic step 2 spliceosome. Gene Ontology annotation, molecular function: protein binding. Lineage: Eukaryota; Metazoa; Arthropoda; Insecta; Lepidoptera; Bombycidae. The record is from RefSeq and is a predicted model, not a curated record.
UAUCCACUUAAAAAAAAUAGAGAAAAAUUUACUUUGAAAUCCCUGUAAAAGUUAAAUAAAUGGUAAUUGCGUCACGGUGUCUCUUUGCAGGCUAUCAAUCAUACGCUCCGUAGCUGACAGUUGACACUGCGGAAUCGCAUCAAAGGACUAGAAUAAAUUAUUAAAUUUAGUGAUUGUGGCGUUGCAAAAAAUCUAAACAAUGACCAAUAUUUCGGUAGGUCAAUAACAACAAGAAAAUGGGUGACUUAAAAACUUUAACCACGAUUAAAUGCAACCAGCAAGCUAUUCGCGCUGUCAGGUUUAAUGUAGACGGCACAUACUGCCUCAGCUGUGGUGCAGAUAAAAAAAUCAAACUUUGGAAUCCUCAUCGCGAUCUCAUGCUCAAAACAUACGGCGGACACGCCAACGAAGUGUUAGACGCGGCAGGAUCUUGCGACAGCAGCCACAUCGUCUCAGCCAGCGUCGAUAAAUCAGUUAUUCUAUGGGACGUUACUACAGCGCAACCAUUACGUAGGUACAGACACCAUGCAAGUUCAGUGACCUGUAUUAAAUUCAACGAAGAGUCAACUAUGGCUGUGUCCGGAUCGGUAGAUAACACCGUCGCGUUUUGGGACAUUGUCAGUCGUAGACAAGAGCCAGUGCAAGUUCUUAGAGAUGCAAAGGAUUCUAUCACAUCCCUCCAAGUUACAGACCACGAAAUUCUGACAACCUCCGUUGAUUCUCAUGUUAGAUUAUAUGAUAUUCGGAUGGGGAAAAUGAUUUCCGACUAUAUUGGACAUAUUGUAACAUUUGGGAGUUUAACAAGAGACGGUCAAUGUUACAUACUCAGUUGCACGGAUAAUUCAAUAAAACUUUUUGAUAAGGACAGCGGGGAACUUUUGAAUACAUUUUCAGGGCAUGAAUGUAAGGAUUUGUUACUAGAAAAUGCUGUGAACGAAAAAGACAGUCAUAUUAUUUCAGGUUCUGCAACCGGAGAGAUAUUCUAUUACGAUCUAAUAAGUAGUAGUAUUAGUAAAAAGUUGGUUCAUUUCAAUGGGAAAGCUGUAGUAUCCUUGAGUCACCAUCCCACGGACAACUAUUUACUAUCAGCUUGUGAAGACGAAAUCAAAUUAUGGGGGGUGAAAUCCUUGGACGAAUAAAAAUGUUAAUUAUUAA